GAAGACUUGCAGCUGCACCUGCUGCUACAAAGUACUGAAUGAAGGGUCUGAAUACUUUUGAAAGGUUUAGCCUCAUCUCAGUGACACGGACGGUACCCCACGAUACGGAACCUAACGCGUCUCUCAAGGAACUUGUGGAAAGUUACUGGCAGCAUAUUCUGUUUUCAUAUUUGGAUUACGACAGUAAAGUGAAACUGUGAAUCCAGCAUGGGAACUAACCCAAAAAGGACAGUGACAGUUCAGAUGGUGCCUCAGCUGGACACGCUGGGCAAUAAGGAGUCUAAUGCCAACUGGACUAAAGAGCCCAACCUCGCACUGUCUCAGGUUUGUCCAAAACCCACCCUCACAUCUCCUGACCACAAACAGGAUAAAUUAUCUCUCACUGCUGCUCCCACUAACAGCAUCCCACAUACCCCCAAAACAGCUUCCAAGAGCGAUGAACCAGUUAGCAGUGUGUUGUCAGACAAACCAGUACCAGCCAAUGGAAACCAGACAAAAUGUGAGCAUGUGACAGGUGGAGACCAACAAAUGCCAGACAUGUCUCCACAAGGCCAAGGUAUUGGUGUGGCAGGCGGUGACCAAAGGGAUUCUAAUGCUAAUAUGAAAGCAGUAAGUCUGACUGAUGAAAAAGAUAUGUGUAAGGCAGGUUUGUCAGCUGCUAUUACAGCGUCCAAGGUCAACAUGCAGACCAGUGACUGUAGAAUAAAAGGACCAAGUGCAGCAGAGAAGGAGUGUACAAAGCCAGCGUCCUCAGCCAAAGCCACAGCACAAGAGGACAAGAAAAAACAUGUUUCUCCAAAUAACAAAAGUCUUAAUAAUGCUUGCGAAUUAAGGCAAACAGCAUCUGCACCUCAACAGGAUAAUAAAGGGAGUCUGUCAGCUCCCAAAAACAAGCACACUGCUGUACUACAGAAAUCUAAAGAGUCUGCUCAUAUACAAAGUUCCUCACAAAGCUCUGUCAGUCUGAAAGAGGCUCCCAGACCCAAAAGCAUAGAAACUACAGCUCUACUGAGCUCUACUACGCCAUCUUCUAAGAGCAAAGAAGCAAAGGCAGGCUCUACAAAUAAGAAUUCAAGUUCAAUACUUCCAGAGAAGGAUAUGAAAACAGCAAAGAAACCACAAGUCUCUUCUGGCAAACAUCAUCCAGUGUCUUCAGGAAAGGACUCCCCUCUGCCACAGGCUACACAAACCAUGGUGACAUGUGGACAGGUGGCUGAGGAAGCCAGCCAGACUGACACAGCUGUCUAUGAAGGACAGCAGCAGCGAUGUAAACUCUACAGGGAGGCUUCAACUAUGACCUCAUCCACCCCAGUCAAACAGUGUCAUGACAUGGAGGUUCAGGCGGUGGCUAACAUAUGUAGUAAGGCUGUGGCCACAAGUCCAAGCCUGCAGGCCUUUGCUGCGACUCAUAGGCUGAGUGCAGGUGCACUGCCCAGGGAGGAGGUAGAGAGCCUUUCUGUAUUCUAUCAGGUGGAUGAGGGUGUGGGUCUGCAUCAGAUGAAUAUGGCUUCUCUAUCCACCUCUACUGGUUCGGGGUCAGAGAAACUCACUGUUGAGGCAGAGAUGUACCCCACCCAGCUUUUCCACUCAGAAACCUUGUCUAAACAGGAAGAUGCUAAACUAGGGGCCAAGCCUAAAGAUCCGGGGUCAGCUCUAUGCAACAUCCAGCCAGUUUAUCAAAUCAAUAUUGAACACAGCAACUACAGACAUCAAGGAGAGACAGGUAACUCCCAGUAUAAAAGUGGAGUUCAGACAUCUGCAGCAAAAACAGCCACUAUGGAAGCUCAUACUCUUAAAUCAGAAACACCCCCAGAGGCAGCUUCCAAGUCAGGAACUGCUGACAAUAACAAUGCUGCUCUGUCUCAGGCUGCUGUUACAGUCAAGUUCGACCAGGCCCUGCCAACAACACCAGCAGCAAACUUCACAUCCAAGUCAGAGCUGACUAAAAAUACAGCUGAACAUUCAACAAAAAAGAGCAAUGAAGCUGGAAGCCAAGCACUGACAAAGGACACAAAUAUUGAACCAGAGAAAAAUAACAAAGAGGAUGACCAGUCAGGAAAGCAGAAAGAAAAAAGUGUCCAUGAUGUCGUCUGGGAUGAGCAAGGGAUGACUUGGGAGGUCUAUGGGGCUUCUGUGGACCCAGAAUCUCUUGGGUUUGCCAUUCAGAGCCAUUUGCAGUGCAAAAUCAAGGAGCAAGAGAAGAAACUGAUAGCCCAGACCUCCUUGCGAAAGUCCAUCUCUGGUGCUGACACGCCGCGACUUGGAAGGAAGAACAAAAGGAGGCAGCAGAACAUAUUCAGGUCAAUGCUGCAAAAUGUCAGACGGCCCAACUGCUGCGCACGUCCCCCUCCCUCCUCCGUCCUCGAGUAGCACAGCACAGAAGUAGCCAAUGUCAAACUCCUCCUGUGUCCUAGAGGUCAGACUUGUUUGUCUCAUCAUGAUUGCAAUGCCAAGCGAAACAUUAAUGGGGCAACAAUAUCUGUAAGUAAGUAUACUGGAAUGUUGUAGCAUAAAGAGUCAAACUAUUUGUGAUGUUCAAAAAAAGUAGGAAAUAUAAAUGUAAAAUGAACAACUCUAGAUGUAUUUUCUAGAAAUAGAUAUUUAAAAAAGAGCAGUUUUUAUAUAACAAAGGCAAUAAUAGUGAAAUGCAUGUAGAUUAGUUACAAUGGCAGUUGCACUGUAUCACCUAAAAUGAAGUCCAGAUCUCCAUAGAAAAUUGGCCUGAUCAUGGGCUAGACAUAUUACUUACUGUCAGAAUAUUUGUGCAAAUAUAUUAAACAAACAUCUCAUUGCAUUUGGUGCAUCUGGUAUAUAUGUUUUUGAGGUGUUUUGGGACCCUACAUUUAUAAGAUUGCUGUAUUUUCUUUCAUGUGCAUCUAUUUUUAGUGAGUGAUUAUGUUGUGCAAAACAGGACUGUAUGCAUAAUGCUUUGU
This is a messenger RNA of Monopterus albus (swamp eel), 2933 nucleotides long. It is a transcript of the gene gprin3b, whose product is annotated as GPRIN family member 3b. The coding region runs from base 208 to 2370 and encodes 720 amino acids. The transcript is spliced from 3 exons. Gene Ontology annotation, biological process: neuron projection development. NCBI's taxonomy places the organism in Eukaryota, Metazoa, Chordata, Actinopteri, Synbranchiformes, Synbranchidae. Gene Ontology annotation, cellular component: plasma membrane. The record is from RefSeq and is a predicted model, not a curated record.